Molecule: messenger RNA, 1884 nt
Organism: Fomitopsis serialis
Lineage: Eukaryota; Fungi; Basidiomycota; Agaricomycetes; Polyporales; Fomitopsidaceae
Exons: 8
Coding region: 1-1884 (627 amino acids)
Source: RefSeq, a predicted model, not a curated record
AUGCUGAGAGAAUGGAUCCCCCUCCAGCACAACUACCUCCGAUCCCUGUACGCCCACUACACACCCCCGCCGCUCAACGCGGAGGGCAGCUACAUGUGCGCCGGGUGCAACAACGGUGGCGGUGUGUGGAAGUGCAUGUCCUGCAUCGGAUAUCCGAUCUUCUGCCCGACGUGCUGUCUCGCCGAGCACCGGCGAACACCAUUCCACCGGGUUGAGCAGUGGAAUGUUGGGGGAUACUGGGAACCUGCAUGGCUCCGUCAGGUUGGAGUAUCAAUCAACCUCGGGCACCGAGGAGGGGAGUGCUCCCAGCCGGCGGCUGUCUUGGACGAUGACGAGGACGGAGAAGCCAAUAGGCCGGCCAAUGCUGCCGGCGACGACGAAGCCGAGAUACCUGCAGACCCUCUGCAUCACGCCGACUCGCCACCACGGCCUCCACCAGCCAUGAUGACUAUUGUUGACACGUCCGGGGUGCACUUCCUCCCGGUGACGCCGUGCGGAUGUCCCUGGGCCGGUGACCACACGUCGCAGUUGCUGAUGCCGGGCUGUAUCCGGCGAGUCAGCGGAAGGCUCGCACUGCAAGACUACGGCUAUGAACUUCUACCAGCGGAUACGCCGGGCGACAACCCGGCUUUUCCUCAUGAGGUACCCGAUCGAUAUCUCGAGUUGCUCCGGGUAAGCCGGGAAUGGGCGUUGCUGCAGGCGAAGAAACAGUUCGGGUACGGGCCACAGUGGCGGGGGGCUCCGGGAAACGGUGACCUCGCUCACUUUUGCCCGGCGUGUCCGCAGCCCGGAGUGAACAUACCCGCGGACUGGGAGGUGGAUGAUAGGAAGUACCUAUAUGCCCGAGGAUAUGUCAUGGAUGGGAACUUCCACGCCGAGCAAAUGAAAAUGCGCAAGCCCGAGAACGACGUACCGUUGAUGCCGGGGAAAAUGUUCAUGGUUCAUCCCGGCCCAUACGAGGAGCACCUGAAAGUAGCGAAGGACGUGAAGAUGCACUCAAGCUGCAACGACCACAAGGCGGUCUCCCAGGCCAACGCCGACCGGCAUAAGCUGGCUGUCACCGGGAUCGGCGCAACAUCUUGUUUGAGGCACGGGUGCUUCCUUCCGCACUCGGUAGUGAACUAUCAGAAGGGUGAACGUCAGAUGAACAUGGACUACUCCCUUUCCAACGCCCUGGGCUAUCGGUCAAGGGGAUUGGGCACGUUUACCUCUCGCCUCUCACUGAUCUUCGGAGAGAACACCGGGCUGACAAUUGAUAGUGGCAUCGCUGAGAAGGAAAAUCAAAGCGAACCGCCCACUGCUGGCGGAGAUGAAGGCCGACCUGACCGCGAAGGAGGCCAGUGUCGAUGCCGAAGUUCUGGGAGCGUGGAGGAGGGAACUGAGGAUAGUACAACGGAAAAGGCUUCGGGAUGUCAAGUGCCAUCCCGGCUCGAGCUUCAAAUAAAGCUGGCGGAAGAGGAGGGAGAGGGCGAGGAUCGCGUCGGGACAGCGGACUGGAUCGCAGAUGGCCUCAAGCUUGAGGAGCAACAACUCGGAAUCCAGAAGGACGUGAAGAAAAUGGGGGCCAUCGUUACUCGGCCGCAGGAGCUGAAACUGGCGAAACGGAGGAAGACUCUUGAGAUCCAAAUCCGGCGUUUCCACAGGCGAGCGGCUGCCAUUCACCGAAGGCAUAACUGGGGCAUCGCAGAGCAGGAUGCAGUGGAAGACGAUUCGGGGAUGAAUGGGAGGAGGACCGCAACGACGACAGCCCAUGGCGCCUCUUUUCAAGUCUACCACCAGCUCCGUACCCGUCAAAGGGUCCGAGCAUACCAAACUCGGCCUACCGUCCAAUUUAUCCCGGAAUGCACUUGCUGCAAAUGGGUUGCAACGAUUGGCGGCACAUGA